Molecule: messenger RNA, 1732 nt
Organism: Fundulus heteroclitus (mummichog)
Lineage: Eukaryota; Metazoa; Chordata; Actinopteri; Cyprinodontiformes; Fundulidae
Product: protein mono-ADP-ribosyltransferase PARP11
Exons: 7
Coding region: 468-1349 (293 amino acids)
Molecular function (GO): NAD+ poly-ADP-ribosyltransferase activity
Source: RefSeq, a predicted model, not a curated record
UUGAGGCCAUAAUAGAUAUUUAUCAAGGACCCUUCAUACACAGGAAAUCAAAGUAACAAACAACCAAGGCAUUAAUCAUGAAACACAUUAAAACUGAAGUAUCACAAAACCAUGAGACACAAAAAAUGAAGGACUUAUAUGAAGGAAUAUAAGUGGAACUAGAAAUACUGCUUGAUGGAUGGUGGCAUAAGACAGUAAUUAAGCAUGUUCUCCACUUUCUUAUUUAUCUUGACAUGGAAAAACUUUAAAUUUAAUUCCAGACAUUUCUAAACUGGUUAGGAACCCUGUUAGACACAGUUUUUUUUUGUUUGUUUGUUUUUGGUGUCCUCAGAGUGAUAAGCACGCCUAUGGGGAGUGGUUUACUUCAGGAUGGUGAAACACAAAUGUGAACUUCAACAGUGAUCUGAGUGACACAGAGACAGGUACAGCAGGUUCACAUAUUUACUUAGCCUAAGUGUAUUAUUACAAUGACAGCUCUUAAAGAAGAAGUAGAAGAAUGUAUGGACACCUCAGACACGCCGUGGUAUUGGUAUUAUCUAGCAGAUUGUGGAAGGUGGCACAGGUUUGAGGAUGACCCCAGUUUUCCUAUUAGGAGUGAGAACAUAGAUACAUGUUAUUUGAGAGACUCAAAAUCCAGCUUGAAUGUAAGUACAUUGAGUUUCAACAGCAGGAUUGAUUUUUCAGGAAUGUUGCAGACGGACCUCGCCACAGGAAGGAAAAGAAGAAUCCAACGCAGCUUUAAUCUCGAGAAAAGUUGUUCCUGUUUCUCUGCACCGCCCGUUUUCUGGGAAGACUUGGAUCCUACAGCUCCUUUCCAGCUGAUCGAGCUGAAUAACUCCAGCCCAGAGUAUCAGACUGUGGCAGAUUAUGUGACGCACGAUGGUCUCUUGAACAAAUCCAUUGUAUCAAUAAGCAGGAUACAGAAUUUGGACCUCUGGGAAAUGUAUUGCAGGAAAAAGCAACAGCUAAUGAGGAUUAAGGGCGUCAAAGAAAUUCCAGAGAGGCGCCUUUUCCAUGGGACUGACAGUAAAAACGUAGACAGCAUUUGCAAGUAUAACUUUGAUUUGCGGAUACCUAAAAAGACUGGAAGAAUAUACGGUAACGGUGUUUAUUUUGCUGUCCAUGCCUCAUAUGCAGACAAUUACAGUACCAACAGGGCUGGAACCCCUAAAAAGAUAUUUCUUGCUCGGGUCAUGGUUGGGAAAUUUAAGCGUGGACAAUCAGAUUUGCUUAAGCCUGAUCAUGAAAACGUUUACGAUAGUUGCGUCGAUGAUGCUGAUCAUCCCAAAGUUUUUGUUAUAUUUGAUCCAAAUCAAAUAUAUCCGGAAUAUCUAAUUGAGUACCAAUGAGCUCAGCUUUGGGCUGUUGAAGAAAGGUUUUUCAAGAAAAUUAUUUAUUUCCUUUGAAGCUCUCAUUUGUAAAUGUAUGCAGUAUAUAUAUUUACCAUAUAGUCUUAAGUUAUUAUAUAGUUAACAUUGAAUAUUUGUUAUGUAUGUUAAUACUAGGGCUGGGCAAUAUGGACCAAAAAUAGUAUCUCGAUAUUUUUAGGCUUAAAGCGGAUACACAAUAUUUAUCUCUAUAUGUUUUCUUUUCAUAAAGUAAUUAUAAAUAGAGGUGUGGCCUGACAUGGUGGCUGAAUAGUCACACAUUUCCUGUGCUCCGCAUGGCACACGAACCACUGAGCUAUAUAAUACACUGGAGUGCUGAUUUUGCCGAAAAACUGAAGUCACUG